Salvia miltiorrhiza (redroot sage) is the source of this 1354-nucleotide messenger RNA. Its product is annotated as protein OXIDATIVE STRESS 3 LIKE 1. The transcript is spliced from 2 exons. The record is from RefSeq and is a predicted model, not a curated record. Lineage: Eukaryota; Viridiplantae; Streptophyta; Magnoliopsida; Lamiales; Lamiaceae. Bases 531 to 1229 code for a protein of 232 amino acids.
AUUGCUACCUUAAUUUAAUAAAAUAAACUCUUUCCUUUUUUUCAUUUUCUAUUUUCUUCUCCCUCUAAAAUAGAAUCACUAGUGGAUGAGGAUUUCAGGAUAAGACCUAACCAUCCACCUCCCACCCCCACCCCACCCCCCCAACACCCCACCCCUCCACCAAUUUUAUCUCAUCAUUUAUUAUAUAUCCAUCCAACAAAGAAUAUUCAACACUCAAAUCCCUUUUUUCUUAAACUUCUCUCUCUCGUUAAGAUCCAAGAUUAUAAAUAACUAAAAGAAAGACAUUUUAGCUUGUGUGUGUAUUAAUAUUUUAGUUCUCUCCUUUUGUAGUGAUCCAUACUUUGCUGUAAGGGAUUUUCUCACACAGUAUAUUCUUCUCCAAUUCUGCUUAGAUCCCAUCUCCAAUGGAGAAGAUAUGAUUCCGGGCUCCGUUUUUAGCAAGCACCCUCUUCCCAAAACGUGAUCUUUUUCAUGAUCAUCACUUUUGCUUGAAUUUUUUUGAUUUGGGUUUCUGUGGGUAGUGAGCAAAUAUGCCGACGAGAGUGAUGAACAAAGAUGGUGGGUUUGUUCAUGGGAUUAGUGAGAUUUACGGUGGAGAUCAGAGGUUCCUUGUGGAGAAAAAGGUUAUGUUUAAGGAUGUUAGAGAGGGACACAAAGAAGAAGAAGAAGAGGAAAGUGGGAAAAUUGGGUUGUUGAAGAAUAAUUCUUGCAAGAAUAUUAGUUGCUCAGAUGAAUCAUCAUCUUCUAUAGGGAAAAACAGUGAUCUCUCUGAGAAUUCGUUGGAGAAAUCUGGUGAUGGUGAAGAGGUGCAGAGCUCCUAUAAAGGGCCCUUGAACGCCAUGAAAGCUUUGGAGGAAGUUUUGCCAAUAAGGAGGGGUAUUUCGAGGUUCUACAACGGCAAAUCGAAGUCGUUUGCGAGUCUCGGAGAGGCAUCAUCUUCAUCCUCCAUUAAAGAGAUCGCGAAGCCAGAGAACGCGUACAUGAGGAAACGGCGAAACCUCCUCGCCUCCAACCUCGUUUUGGAGAAGACGCGAGGCUCCCCGUUGAGGGGCAAUGGGGGCGGCAUAUCAAAGAGCUCGGCCGCGUCCAGAACCACCUUGGCUCUGGCCGUGGCCAUGAGCAACUCGGAGAGCCAAUGCAAUUCUCCGGGUGGCUCGUCAUCGCCAAGGAAUGGCGUUGCUAUCUCGAACUCGAAUCCGAAUGGAAUGGCGUUGAAGCCGUCCGGAUAGAAGGGGGAUUAACUUGAAAAUGAUGCUUAUUUUUGUGUAGAAAACUGAUGUUCGACAUCGAGGGAUAGAAAUUUUGUAUGUAACUGGAAAUCUUUGGUGAUUAUAAUUAUGAAAUUUGGAGUGUA